This is a messenger RNA of Lolium perenne, 2858 nucleotides long. RefSeq names its product rRNA (cytosine-C(5))-methyltransferase NOP2C. The record is from RefSeq and is a predicted model, not a curated record. Gene Ontology annotation, biological process: RNA methylation. NCBI's taxonomy places the organism in Eukaryota, Viridiplantae, Streptophyta, Magnoliopsida, Poales, Poaceae. Gene Ontology annotation, molecular function: RNA methyltransferase activity; RNA binding.
UAGAAAUAGAGAUUUCCAUUCACGAACACGCCCUAAGAUGGAUUUCUCUUCUUCCGCCUCCCCCGCGGCGGCGGAACCUGCUGCUGCUACGGACCGGUACACGUUCAGCCCGAGGCUGCGGUGGCAGCCCGAGGUCGAGGAGUACUUCGCCUCGGCGUACGGCCGCGACCACUUCGCCCGCAUCUCCCAAGCCCUCGCGCACCCGUCUUGUUACUCUUGUAUCCGUGUGAAUACCCUAAAAUCUUCGACUGAUGUUGUCAUGCAAAAACUGCUCAGUUUGGUUAAUCAAAGUGAACUUUGUGGUGGAAUGGGUGGUUUGGAGAUAGGUGAGCAGAAUGGUGAAGAGCAAGCACAUGAAGGGAGUUACCUGGUGCAUAAGUGCCCGUAUUCUGGCCUUGAAAAUGUUUUAUUCAUUCAAGGUUCAGGGCCACAUGUUCUGCACUGCGAUGGCCAACCUGGUCAAUCUAUCAAGGAGAUAAUUGUUAGUCGAAAAUGUGCAGAGUCAGUUCUUCGAGGAGCCCAGGUGUAUGUCCCUGGUGUUUUGGCUUGCAGUUCACAUGUUGAAAAGGGUGAUAAGGUUGCAGUCUCAGUCGCUGUUGAGCAACCUGUUAAGGAUAGUGGUUGGGCUGUUGGUAUAACACGAGGAAUCGUUCUACAGGGGUUGCGGUCAGAUGCACAUUAUGAAGAGAGAAAGGGUCUGUACAUUGGUCAAGGGAUCGCUGCAAUGUCAAGGGCUGGAAUUUUUCGUGUUCUUCAUGGAGUUGCAGUAGAGAUGACUGAGAGGGUGUACAAACUCCCAUCUUUUAAUGAUGUUCUUGAAGGUGAAAUAUUUCUUCAAAAUUUGCCAAGUAUUGUGGCUGCUCGUGUCCUUGAUCCCCAGCAAGGAGAGCGAAUACUGGAUAUGUGUGCUGCUCCAGGAGGAAAAACAACAGCAAUUGCUAUCCUUAUGAGGGACAAGGGAGAAAUUGUUGCCCUUGAUAGAUCUCACAAUAAGGUGAUGGGUAUUUUGAACUUGGCUGAUGAGAUGGGUCUAAGUUGUAUAAAAGCUUAUAAACUUGAUGCUCUCAAAUCUGUACGGAAGAUGAAUGAGGCAAGAAAUCUUGGUGUGGCAGAUAACUUCUCUGAAUCUAUUGUGACAAUGGAGGAGAACUCUGUCCCUUGCCAUACUACAACCGUUGCCAGGGUUACUAAUGCAGGUGAAGACAGCUUAACUACAACAGUUUUGCAGACUGAUGACCCAAAACCAGAUGCUGGAAGGUAUGUUAGUAAUGCAGACCUCAGGAAGAAUUUAAGGCGUAUGAGGAAUGGAACAGGAAGAAGUAACAUCUCUGGAGGUAGAGUUGAAGACUCAAAAGGAUUUUUUCCAAGCAGCUUUGAUCGUGUCCUCCUUGAUGCUCCAUGUUCUGCACUUGGGUUGAGACCUCGGCUCUUUGCUGGUGAGGAAACAUUGGAAUCCCUGAGAAAGAAUGCAACAUAUCAAAGGAGAAUGUUUGAUCAAGCUGUCAAGCUAGUUCGCCCUGGUGGGGUAAUUGUUUAUUCCACGUGUACUAUUAACCCAGGAGAAAACGAGGGUUUGGUCAGAUAUGCUUUGGAUACAUACAAAUUCCUGUCACUAGGAUCACAGCACCCAAAAGUUGGAGGACCUGGUAUUAUUGGCUCGUGUAAGCUGCCCGACAAGGCAUAUACUGAGGAGUGGUUGACAGAGCAUGAAGCACAACUUGUCCAGAGGUUUGAUCCGUCAUCAUCGCUGGAUACUAUGGGUUUCUUCAUUGCGAAGUUCAAUGUUGGAGAAAAGGAGGACUGAGCAAAAAGUCUUUUUAGCUCUACAUUGUAUGCUACAAUUUUACAUUAAAGAUCGUUUCCCUCCCAGACAUAUUCAGUGGUCAACAGCCUCACAGGCAGGUAUUGUACCUGCAUUUCUGCAUCCAUAGGUUUGCUGAGGAAUUUUGUUAUCUGUGGUCGCAGGUUCUAGUGAAAUCACUAGACGAUUAUGGUUUGACCAUGUGUAGGUAUGAUGUGACAUGAGAACGUAUCCAGUGAAACGCCCCAAUUCAUGCACCAGCUGCCAUCUAUUAUGGAUCUUUGGAUAGAAAAUGAAGGGACAUAAUCUAGCAAAAGGAUAGGAUGCUGGCAUAUUUACAGGAUGAACCUCGUAAUCGAUCGAAUUGUCCUAAAUGAUACCUGCCCGUGUCUCCACACAUGCACAAAUCCAAUCGUCUCUCUACCAUAACUACUGUUCUGUUUUUGUACUUCUGCAGCAGAUCUGUUGCUAACUAGAGCCAGCCAAGCUUGCCCUCAGAUUUGAGGAUUUCUGAUGGAAAAGGUCAGGAUUGUAUUGUAUUCGGAUUGGAUCUCGUUGAAUCUCAGCUAGCUAGGGGUAUUGGUGAUUUCUCAUGGGAGCUCGUCAGAUUAGCCGAGUAAAUGAUUUCAAAAUAUGGAGCUAACAAGGAUUGUUGUUUGACUAAACAUUCUCCCCUUCCACCUUUCUUGUUUGAUCCUUGUUUAGGCGUCUCUUCUUGUUUAGGCAUCUGAUAGCUCAUGAAUGAAUCCUGUCGUGGGGAGCCGCUGCUACACGAGAGGGCAAGGGAGAGAUGAUGGAAUUGAACAUUACAUUCAAUGUAAUUCCAUAACGUUACAAGGUUGACUUUGUAAAAUCUACCAACAGUUCUUCUUAUGGUAAGAUCUGAUACCUUUAUUUUCCAUCAAAAGGUCCACAACCAAUAGGUGCAGCAGGUGCAUAGAUUCCUUUGUUUCAUAGGAUAUGUCGAUGUGACAUCACCUGAGGUGUUUGAUUGCUGGAUAAUGGGUGGAGGAUUGGAACAUAAUUAAAGAACAUUGUUGAGUGAGUCUUUGCUGAA